Molecule: messenger RNA, 780 nt
Organism: Chrysoperla carnea
Lineage: Eukaryota; Metazoa; Arthropoda; Insecta; Neuroptera; Chrysopidae
Product: COX assembly mitochondrial protein homolog
Exons: 2
Coding region: 37-435 (132 amino acids)
Cellular component (GO): mitochondrion
Source: RefSeq, a predicted model, not a curated record
CGGAGGUAAAAAGGUGUUGUUGGCAUUAAAAGAAAUAUGGCGUCCAUCUAUGAUAAACAAGACGAAUCAACAUUUACAGUUUUACCCAAACAAUCUGGCGGGGGACCACAUGGACUUGGUGAUCCAAACGAUCGUACAUUACGUAAAGUUGAAGUUGAGGUAAUGAUACCGAAAUUAAUGCGAGAUCGUGCUAAAGAAACUAAAUGUGUUGAUGAAGUUAAAGCUUUCACGGAAUGUUGCAAAAGUUCGAGUAUUUUAAUGGUUGUGAAAUGUCGUGCACAAAAUUCAGCGUUAAAGGAUUGUCUAGCGAAUUGGUAUAAGGAUGAAGGAUUCAAAAAGGAAUGUACCGAAGAGUAUUUAUCAUUACGUAGUGAAUUUCGACGUACAGGAAUACCGAUUAAACGGCGUGUCACAAAAAUCCAAUCAUCUAUGUAAGUCGAAGAUCGAAGUACAUUUUCCUAUUUUUUAUUUUCUGCUAGUCCAAUGAACGGAUAGAAUACGGUAGCUGUCCUGAUAGCGAUUUCAAAAUAUAUUUCGUUAAAAUUUGAAAAUGCGCGAGAAAAUAUUAGUAAUUAAAUAACUUUUUCUAUCUUUUUCUUGCAAAGUAACUUUUAAUAUGUAAUAGUAUGGCAGUAGCAAGUUAUGACGUCACAACGUGCUAUUUUCUUCUCUAUUUAUACAUUUUAAAUCCUUCAUAUUUUCGUAGUUUUUGAUAUUAUCAAAAAAUCGAACGAAAACGAACGUCAAUGUUUAUUCCUCUCGUAAAAAAUCGAUAAAUUA